Messenger RNA from Uloborus diversus, 560 nucleotides. RefSeq names its product phosphomannomutase 1-like. Lineage: Eukaryota; Metazoa; Arthropoda; Arachnida; Araneae; Uloboridae. The record is from RefSeq and is a predicted model, not a curated record. The transcript has 5 exons. Gene Ontology annotation, biological process: GDP-mannose biosynthetic process; protein N-linked glycosylation; mannose metabolic process. Gene Ontology annotation, cellular component: cytosol. The coding region runs from base 159 to 560 and encodes 133 amino acids. Gene Ontology annotation, molecular function: phosphomannomutase activity.
AAAAUGUUGUUUUUGACAGCAGUCAAAAAUCCCGGUAUCUUCUACUACAUCUUUAUUCCGGUGAAGUACUACGGAAUAAAAGGAAGAGUUGGAUUCGAAAUUGAUGAAUAAGUUCUUACUUGUUCAAAACGUCGUCUCAAAUUCGGAACAUUUUAACCAUGGGCAGGGAAAAAAUUCUUUUCUUAUUUGAUAUUGAUGGAACUCUUACUAGAUCUAGACAGGAUGUAACUGCCAAGAUGAAGACAUUUUUAACUGAGUUAUGUCAAAGAGUUCCUGUUGGUCUUGUUGGUGGCUCAGAUUUGGCUAAAAUUGGUGAACAAAUGGGAGACGGUCUUGACGUUGUCAAAUCAUAUGAAUAUGUGUUUGCUGAGAAUGGGUUAGUUGCAUACAAGAAAGGAACAUGCAUAGGAAAACAGAGCAUUCUUGACUUUAUGGGUGAAGAAAAGCUGCAGACUUUCAUAAAUUAUUGUUUACAAUACAUGUCAAAAAUAACCCUGCCAGUAAAGAGUCAUCAAUCAACCAGUAUUUGUGAAUGUGGCACCACUGUAGACGACGUUUAG